AUGAAUUUCAAAUGCGUUGUUGCCAUAAAAACUAAAACUAAUUGCAAAUGCAAUAUUAAAAUUAAUGAAAUCUCCAAACCAUUAGAGUUACCUUCUCAAGAAGCCCAAUUUUUUGACAUUUCUCAAAUUCCUGAUCACAUUCUAUUCGAUUUCGAAAACAUAGCUGUGCUGACCAUUCCAGUACCCAAAGAAUAAACCGACGAAAUUGAACUGACCGACUCCUUCCAAUUAAAGGACUUGAAAGGCAAAUAUUACAUCCUCUUCCUCCUCUCCAAAGACAUCAAAUUCGAAGCAAACCAAUCCCAUCAGAGUCCUCUGAGACAUUACCUAAAGUCCUACAAGACCAGAACCAAGGAGAGACAGCAGAAGGCCAAAACUCAAUAGCUAAUCAACUAAUAACCUAAUUCCAUAAAAUAACAGAACUAAAAUGAACUCCUAAAGUAACAAUACGAAACCGUCAAAGAAGAGAACAAACUCCUGAAAAUGAGAGAACGAAACGACUAUUUGAACGAAUUAGAAAUUAGUCAAGCCAAAAGAAAACAAUUGCAAUAAUUUAUCUCAUAAUUAUCCGAGGAUCUAACAAAUUAGAAUGAAUCACUACAAGAAAAGCAUACCAGACUAUCCAAUGAAUUGAUUGAGUUACAGUAGAUGUUUGAUGAUCUCCAAUCACUUUCCAUAGAACAACAAUUGAAAAUCGAAUAAAUGCAUGAAAUCAUCCAAGAAAAACAGUCCUCGGCAUCCCAUUUGUAAGCCUAGAUUGAAAAUCAAGAUCAAAAUAAAUAGAUGCUCCAACUUUAUGCCAAAUAGAAGAAGGAUCUUGAAUAAGUCUUACAAUAGGUUUCCAGUUAAUAUGAAAAGGAUCUGUUGGACAAGCAAUAACAAAUUCAGAGAUUGAAAAAUGAAGAAGUCAACAUCCUGAAAGAGAAGCAGCAGAAAUUAGAAUUAGAGAAUGAAAUCUUAAAAUAGAAAAUUUAAUCAUAGGAUGAAUAAUUAGAGGGUUUGAACAAUUACAUCAAUCAAUAAAAAGUCAAAUUAAGUCUUGUAGAGUAGAAAAACUGUUAGAAUUUAAUAUUCGAGUAAUUGAAUAAUCAAUUAGAAAAAGAAAUAAUAAACAAAGAUAAAUAAAUUUAUAAAUUAUAGGAUGAUAUUGCACUUUUGUAAAGACAGUUAGGUUUCUAGUAAUUCCAUUAGAAUGAUGAAUACGAAAAAGAAAUCAGAUAGUUGAAAGAAUAAAUUGCAAAAUAACUAUUACAAAUCAAUUCUUUGGAAAGUGAAAAUACUAAAUUAAAAACUGAAAAUUUAAAAAUUGCAGUCCUUCAAUAAAAUUUAUAAUCUCUUAAGAUUUAAUACUCAAUCCCAGAUUUUCCUGAUUUAAAACCAAUAAAUUCAAAAGUAACCUAGUUUCAAUCCCAGAUAGAAAAUCAAAUGAAAGAGUUAAAUAAUUUAAGAUAAACCAUUUUUGACCUCAGUAAGAAACAUGAUGAGAAAGAGCUACACAAUUCAUAACUGAAAACUAUGAUGACUCAAAUUGUUGAAUCCAAUUAAGCCUAUAUGCCAGCAAAGGGAGAUGACUUGGAUUAGCAAAUUGCUAAUUUUAUAAACAAUAGAGUUGAUAAGGAGAAAUACAUCCCCUUACUUAAAAGACAAUCCGAUGGAGUCUAUUUAUACGGACACAAGAGAAUAUUUAUCAAAUAGGAGCAGGGUAAGAUUUUGAUAAGAAGUGGAGGAGGUUAUUUGACUAUUGAAGAGUUCCUUGGGUUAAAUGAGAGUAAGAUGAAAGAUCUGACGACUGAUGUUAUUAAAAGACAGGCAAUACAAAAAAAGACUGAAAGAAUGAAAACGAUUACUUGA
Messenger RNA from Paramecium tetraurelia, 1851 nucleotides. RefSeq lists its product as uncharacterized. NCBI's taxonomy places the organism in Eukaryota, Ciliophora, Oligohymenophorea, Peniculida, Parameciidae. The transcript is spliced from 4 exons. The record is from RefSeq and is a predicted model, not a curated record. Gene Ontology annotation, molecular function: microtubule binding.